GUUCUCCGCCCCCUCCCAGCUCUGGUGUGAGCGGCCUCCGCUAUGGCUGCGCUGCGAAGGCUUUUGUGGCCGCCGCCCCGGCUGUCGCCUCCACUCUGCGCUCACCAGCCCCUCCUUGGGCCGUGGGGGCGGCCUGCGGGGACCACCCUGGGCCUUCCUGGCCGGCCCUUCUCCUCGCGGGAGGAUGAGGAGAGGGCUGUGGCGGAGGCGGCAUGGAGGCGGCGGCGGCGCUGGGGAGAGCUGAGCGUGGCGGCGGCGGCCGGCGGGGGACUGGUCGGCCUGGUGUGCUACCAGCUGUACGGGGACCCCAGGGCCGGCUCGCCGGCGACCCGGCGGCCCGCGGAGAGCGUGGCCGCGGAGCACGAGGACCCGCCCCGCGGCCGGGGGAUGCUGCCCAUCCCAGUGGCGGCUGCCAAGGAGACGGUUGCUAUUGGCAGAACAGACACUGAAGACUUAGACCUCUAUGCCACAUCUCGGGAGAGGCGAUUUCGCUUAUUUGCUUCUAUAGAAUGUGAAGGGCAGUUAUUCAUGACUCCGUAUGAUUUUAUUUUGGCUGUUACAACAGAUGAGCCCAAAGUUGCCAAAACUUGGAAGUCACUUUCCAAACAGGAAUUAAAUCAAAUGCUCACAGAAACACCACCAGUUUGGAAAGGCUCAUCAAAGCUAUUUCGAAAUCUUAAAGAAAGAGGUGUGAUUUCUUACACAGAAUAUCUUUUUCUUUUAUGCAUUUUAACAAAGCCACAUGCAGGGUUCAGAAUAGCUUUCAACAUGUUUGACACUGAUGGCAAUGAGAUGGUGGAUAAAAAAGAGUUUUUGGUGCUUCAAGAGAUAUUCAGGAAAAAAAAUGAAAAGAGAGAAGCUAAAGGAGAUGAAGAAAAGCAUGCAAUGCUGCGUCUUCAACUUUAUGGAUACCAUUCUCCUACUAAUAGUGUACUUAAAACAGAUGCUGAGGAACUUGUCUCCAGAAGCUAUUGGGAUACACUGAGACGUAACACAAGCCAAGCACUGUUUUCAGACCUCGCAGAGCGUGCUGAUGACAUCACAAGUUUAGUAACAGAUACUACACUUCUUGUUCACUUUUUUGGAAAGAAAGGAAAAGCUGAGCUCAACUUUGAAGAUUUUUAUAGAUUCAUGGAUAAUCUCCAAACAGAAGUUCUAGAAAUAGAAUUCCUUUCCUACUCAAAUGGAAUGAAUACCAUCAGUGAGGAAGAUUUUGCUCAUAUUCUUUUACGAUAUACAAAUGUGGAAAAUACGUCAGUAUUUUUAGAAAAUGUGCGUUACAGUAUACCUGAAGAAAAGGGCAUCACAUUUGAUGAAUUCAGGUCAUUUUUCCAGUUUUUAAACAACCUAGAAGACUUUGCAAUAGCCUUGAAUAUGUAUAACUUUGCAAGUCGUUCUAUAGGGCAAGAUGAAUUUAAACGUGCCGUCUAUGUAGCUACUGGACUCAAACUUUCACCACAUUUAGUGAACACUGUCUUCAAGAUUUUUGAUGUUGACAAAGAUGAUCAAUUAAGUUAUAAAGAAUUUAUUGGAAUUAUGAAAGACAGACUCCAUAGAGGAUUCCGGGGUUAUAAAACAGUCCAGAAGUACCCCACUUUCAAAUCCUGCCUGAAGAAAGAACUUCAUAGCAGAUAAAUACUACUAAAACAAAGUUUAAAGGAUUACUAUCUGUGUGACAAAUAACAAGAAGCAAAAUUUUGAGAGUGGAAGCAGGUCUGAGGUCAGAAGAAGUAGAGAAUGAAGGAAAAGGUGAAUGCUAUGAAAUUGAUAUUUUUUCUGGAACUGAAUGCUUAAACAUAAAACAGAUAAAAUGCAUCUUGUUACUACAAAUGUUAUAUAUAUAAAAUCAAGUUGAGCUUUACCUUGAUUUGCUGAACUGUCUGCACUUUUUCAUUCCCUUCAGAAGUAUAUAGAUACUUCCGGUGACUACAUAUGAAUGUACUUUCAAUAUUAUUUAUUUAUUUAUUCAUUAGAAAUUUUCCUCAUUUCAAAAUAAUUUAUGACUUAUGGAAUGUUGAUCGCCUAAAAAUGAACAUCGCAUUUUCUUUGAUGUUGGACUGUGAACUUAUUUUCAGAGAUGAAUAUUGCUUGAGAUUUAUAAUACCCUUAGAAUUAUUAUUAAAUUCCUGUUAUUUGCCCAGUUUUUAAUUACACUGAGAUAAUUUUGAAAACAAAUAGAAAUUAAGCUACUAUAUAAAACGAUUGUUUACAUGUACUUUUAACUUUUAAAAGUACUUAACAUAUGUUGUUUGACUUGUAUACAGUUUUUAAAAAUUGUUGUUUAUUUGCCAAAGUCAACAGAAUGUCUGUUAUUCUUUUAUGUAUACAGUAAAGAAAUUUAAAGUGUAGAAUUUUUGUCCCCCAAAAAGUCAUGUGUUGAUAGUAGCAGCAGUGGUAGUUGUUGUAACAGUAAUCAUUGUCAUUGUCAUUAUCUUCUUAAACAUGAAGCUGCUCCUAAUCGUAGGUGGUACACGUUAAUAACACUAGUAAAAAUAAUGUCUUACACUCUGUAAUUUAUUGCAUAUUGUCAAUAUAUGUCUAUCAUCAAAUGAGUAUUGUAAAAGACUAAUAUAAAUGGUUUAUAAGACUGAUGUAUAUAUUAAGUAGAAACUAAUAUUUUUGUUUCUUGCAAAAGGACCACUUGAAAAGUGAUGCUAAACAGCCAGUAAUAAUAAUUUAAAUAUAAUUUAUUAUUUCAAAAGAAUAUGUCUUAAAAGGGAAAAUAAAAACUUUCUGUUGAAUCACAAAAUUAGAUUUGUACAUAGAGAAACAAUUUGAUAAUACUUAAUAUAAAUCUGUUCAAUUAAAAAUGCUUAUUUUAUACAAAGAUACUACACAAAAAUAGAACAAUUAAUCUAAAUUAAUAUAUUUACAUAUUGCAUAUGGAAGAUAAGUUCAUUUAUCUUCCUUUCUAAGACAUAUUUAAUGUAGGUUACAUACACUCCAACUAUUACUUUGCUUUUACAUAUGAAACUAGAAAACACUGACUUUGUUUUUAUAAGUUAUUAAAUGUGAAAUUGGUCUGCAUCAGCUUAUUUAUAAAAGUAAUUUUCGAGAAAAUGUUACUCUUAGCAUUGAUUUUGUAUGUUAGACUUUUUACAUUCUUUAUCUAAUAUUAUUUAUGACAGUAAUUUUAAAAUAUAUUAUUCAUAAGUUCAAGGAUCCCAUAUAGUAUAAUAAUAUAAUUUCACUUGCUUUGAAAGUUGAUUUAAUUGACUGAUGAAAUGAAUAUGCCUACCCACUCAUAUAACAUACCUCAGGUCUAUUUUACCUUACACUGAAUGUUCUCAAUAUGAUUUGGUACCUAAAGUAAUUGAAAAAAAUGUAGUUUCCUUUAAUCGUUGACUAUAAGUUAUACUACAUUGCAUACAUGGCAAAUCCUGCAAAUAUACAUUAAAAAUUAAAUUAGCCCAUUGAAAUCCAUUAUAAUUCUGUCAUUCUCCCAAGGGAGAAUACCAUUGUACAUAUGCAAUCUUUAUUUUAUUCUUUAUUGCUUAUCAGAGCGAGUGGAUGAAAACAUUUGUUAGGCUGCAACAUAAUAUUAAAAUGUGAAUAAAUAAAUAUCCUGAUAGAAAAGUGGUAAAUUACAAUGAUUUCCAUCAUAUUAUCACUCUUGAAUUUUAUCAUCUAUAAAAUGAGAGAGAAAAUAUCUCACUGAAUUGUUGCUUAUAUCAAUUUAAAAUUUGCUAGUGGUUUGAAAAUAAUAAUGUACUGACUACAUGUAUGCUGUUAUUGUGUUUCCUUCUAUAAACUGUUCUUUGGAAAAAUUAAGUUAUACAUAAAAUUCACAUUAAACUUUUUACAGAAAGCAUACAUGAUAAACAGUUUAUGGUACUUCUCAGAGUCAUUUCACAAUAAGCAAUUUAUUUAGCUUAAGUUCCAACUUACUGUUCUUAUUAUAAAUUGCAAAGCAACCUGUCUUACAUUCUUAUAUUAUCUUAAAAUAAAUAUUUCUGCCCUUGAAUCAA
Messenger RNA from Nomascus leucogenys (northern white-cheeked gibbon), 3968 nucleotides. It is a transcript of the gene MICU3, whose product is annotated as mitochondrial calcium uptake 3. The record is from RefSeq and is a predicted model, not a curated record. Gene Ontology annotation, biological process: mitochondrial calcium ion homeostasis; calcium import into the mitochondrion. Gene Ontology annotation, cellular component: uniplex complex. Gene Ontology annotation, molecular function: calcium ion binding. NCBI's taxonomy places the organism in Eukaryota, Metazoa, Chordata, Mammalia, Primates, Hylobatidae.